Molecule: messenger RNA, 1164 nt
Organism: Notolabrus celidotus (New Zealand spotty)
Lineage: Eukaryota; Metazoa; Chordata; Actinopteri; Labriformes; Labridae
Gene: tmem126a
Product: transmembrane protein 126A
Exons: 1
Coding region: 170-787 (205 amino acids)
Biological process (GO): mitochondrial respiratory chain complex I assembly
Cellular component (GO): mitochondrion
Source: RefSeq, a predicted model, not a curated record
AAAAUAUCCCUCCUCAGCUUUGAAUUGUGGGUAAAACAUGUCCGCGCCCGUCUGCAUCCUUACAACCUUACUCAACCUGCAUGAGACAAGUUAUCAACAUUGUAAAUAAGGAUUUCUGGCUUCAGAACAGAGGACAUUCUUGUUAUUGGGUUUUACAUUAAUUGUGAAGAUGUCGGAGGAGACACAGAAGGCCGGCGUCUCCGGAAAAGCGCUUACAAGACAAACGAUUGCUGACAUGCUGAUGAGCAAUUUCGAAAAACUUCCUGACAUUGAUCAGAAACUCUUCAUGUAUGGCCCUGCCUAUCUGGGGGGGAAUGGAGCCCUCGCGGGACUGGUAUCCAACAGCUUGUAUCGCAGAUCUCUGAACAUCAAACAGGCAGCUUUCACUUCGUCCAUGCCGAUGGCCGUGUUGCCCUUCCUGUCAACAUUUGCUCUGUACAACGCAGCAGUGUCCGGCCCCCUUCUGUACGGGGAUCUCAACUGUCCCUCUUGUGCCCUGAUACGAGGUGCACUUGUUGGUGUGGUCGGUGCUGGAUUGUACCCCAUUCUGUUGGCUUUACCUGUCAAUAUCGCUAUUGCCUCAAUGUACACCACUGCUCCGCUACCAGAGAAGGGCAACAUGUUCCGGUUCGUCGUGGAGCUCUCCAGACCGAUCAUGAGGAAGAUGAGGGCAGUGCUUGUGCUCCAGGCUUUCUUCGGAGCUUACCUGGGCUCCAGGAACUUUGAAUCUUACACCAAGCUGGCCCAGAUAGCGUUUAGCUCGGGCCAAGAGCAACUCAAAGACUAAAAUAUUGUGAGCUGUUGAACCCUAAAUGUUUUGCAAAUUCAAUAUUUCAAUACAGAUGACAAUGACCCAUAUCAAAUCAAGUCUGUGCAACUUUCCUAAGAUUGCAUGCAUGUCAAAUGAAUUCAGUACAUGUCUAAUUUUUCAAUAAAAAAAUUCUCUUGAAUUUAGGCAAAGCUGUCAUCACAAUGUGGCAUUAGUUGUAUCCCCAACAAUCCACAGAAAAGAAACAAACAGCAGUACUGAUGUUGUUGUAAUGUGGACCAGCCUUAUAAUGUACAACUAUAUCCACCUCUGAAGCACAGACUAGUUAAUCAAGGAAAGACAAACAUACCAAAACAAACAAACUAUGGAAUAAAAGGAUGAAACAAUGUUCUUUA